Carassius carassius (crucian carp) is the source of this 1841-nucleotide messenger RNA. RefSeq names its product phosphatidylinositol 4-phosphate 5-kinase-like protein 1. The transcript is spliced from 11 exons. Lineage: Eukaryota; Metazoa; Chordata; Actinopteri; Cypriniformes; Cyprinidae. The record is from RefSeq and is a predicted model, not a curated record. Gene Ontology annotation, molecular function: phosphatidylinositol kinase activity. Bases 170 to 1576 code for a protein of 468 amino acids. Gene Ontology annotation, biological process: phosphatidylinositol metabolic process.
GUGUGUGUGUAGGGUGGGCCGCUGCAGUAGCGCUGAAGAGAGACUGGUCGAGCUCGAGCUGUUCAUCCACACACUGCUAGUGUCAUCUCACGCGAGGACAGAGAGAAUGCGCUGACCUCCCCAUCCACGACCCGGCGAAAGGACGAGGACAUGUGUUAGAGGACCCAUAAUGAAUCGCACUGAGAUGGAGAUGUCAGGACCAGGUGUGAGCCGACACAGUCGCAUAGUGAAGAGGAGACGGUGGAAAAGACUGAGGCAGCAAUGGAAACUGCUGGGUCUGUUUGAGAUCGACCAGCAGCAUGAGUUCUACAGUCUCACCUGUAUGAUGAAGGAAGGGCUGUGUGCCGCUGUGCAGAACACCAUUGACAACCCUUUACCUGAUGAGCUGUCUGAGGAUGACUAUACUCUUGAAGUAACUCAAAUCCAUAAGGACUUCAGGAUGGAGACAUAUGCUGGGCCGGUGUUUGCCAGUCUGCGGCGCUCCCUGGGGAUGACAGAGAAGGAAUAUCAGCAGUCCCUCUCGUCAGAAGGCAGCUACCUGCAAUUCAUCAGCAAUUCUAAGAGCAAGGCAGACUUCUUCCUAACUAAUGACAAGCGGUUCUUCUUAAAGACACAGAGUAAAAGUGAAGUGCGAUUUCUCUUGUCUAACCUGAGAAUCUACAUGGAACAUCUGGAGAAGUACCCACACUCUCUGCUUGUCAAAUUUUUAGGUGUUCACAGGAUCAAAAUAGCACAUCAGAGGAUGGAGUACUUUAUUGUGAUGCAAAGUGUCUUUUACCCUGAUGAUAGAAUCACAACGAGGUACGAUAUAAAAGGCUGUGAGGUGAGCCGGUGGACAGACCCAGCCCCUGAAGGCAGCCAGAGCAUUAUUGUUUUGAAGGAUCUUAAUUUUGAAGGAAAGUUCAUUCAGUUAGAUCAGCAACGCCCUUGGCUCCUGCGUCAGGUGGAGAUUGAUACUGCCUUUCUUCAGACGCUCAAUGUGUUGGACUACAGCCUCCUGCUUGCCCAUCAGCCCCUGCACCAGGAUGAACUCAGCCAGAGUCUCGCUUUCACAACACUCAUCAUGCGUGCCAAAAAAUCCUUCUCUUUCUUCUCCAAAUGGCCAUUGGCAGGCAGGUCAGUAAAUGCAACAUCCAGUCCUACACAUGCCACUUCACCAACUGUUCCCGGGACAGUGGCAGAGGAAGACUCCACACUCCUCUCCUCAGAAUUAAAUACAGCACAAGGUCACGUAACAGAAAUGCACAGUGGCAAUUGUUCAACGGACAUCGCAAGUCCUGAGGAAGACAUAAUUGAGCAACAAAGUAGAAUGGGAACAGAGUCAGCCGAUCUACAAACGUUCCAGUCCCAGAACAGGAGACUGCUUCCUAACUUCAAAAACUCGCUUCAUGUCAUUGAUGGAUCAGAGCAGCGUUACUUCGUUGGGAUAAUUGAUAUCUUCACUGUUUAUGGUUUCAAAAAGAGGCUUGAGCAUCUGUGGAAAAGACUGAGACACCCACGACAAUCAUUCUCCACAGUCAGUCCUCCAGCUUACUGUCACAGGCUGUGCCAGUGGGUUCAGGACCAUACCAAAUAAAAUAAGAGAGCUUGGAUGACAGAUGCACCACUGUUCGCACCUGACUCAUACAUACCUCAUUAUGUAAACACUGUGGAAUGGAUCUGAAUGUACAUUUGAGGGCGAACGCUUUUAUAGCUUUUUGUUUAAUAAAGAUGAUGCUAAUGCAAGUACUUGUUAAAACACUCUAGUUCAUGAAAAAUGCAAAAGUUAAAAGUUCUAUUCAUUUAAAAAGAGAGUAACAGAGCAAUGACGGUGCAUAGGGAUGUAACCUAUUACGAAAACA